Trichophyton benhamiae CBS 112371 is the source of this 630-nucleotide messenger RNA. RefSeq lists its product as uncharacterized. Bases 1 to 630 code for a protein of 209 amino acids. The record is from RefSeq and is a predicted model, not a curated record. The transcript is spliced from 4 exons. Lineage: Eukaryota; Fungi; Ascomycota; Eurotiomycetes; Onygenales; Arthrodermataceae.
AUGGCAGAGAAGAAGUCAAAGGAGAGUAAAGGGGAAGAAAAAAGAAAAGAAAAGAAAAGGACAGGGCAUGACAUGAUGAUGUUGUACAUGUUGGUCAAUAAACCUGGGAAUGGAAGCAGUGAAGUGAUGGAUCUAGAAGGGGAGACGGGUGAAGACGAAGAAAAGCGGAUAAAAAUGGUCGAAGAGAAGAAGAAGAAGAAGAAGAAGAAAAAAGAAGAAGAAGAGAAAAGAAGUAAUAAAGAAGAAGAAAAUAAAAUAAGAUAUGAUAUGAUAAAAGCGUGCGACGCAGGGAACUUUUCAGCAGACGGCCAACCCAUACAAGUACAAAAGAAAAGGAAAAGAAAGAAAAGAGAGUUCAAGAUUGAAAAGAAAAGGAAAGUAGAAGAAGAUACCGUAUGCUCCAGUCUGAGUGAGAAAGACAGCAAGGAAAAAAAGGAGUCAAAGCGAAAGGGUGAGCAUGGGCGGAUCAUUAGAUGCCCAAACAGUAAUAAGUCGAAGGGAGGGGAAGGGGAGGAGGGAUUAAAGAAGAAAAAAAAGGGAGAGGGCAACGCAAGACAACACACAGCGCAACAGAACGAGGGGAAGGAAGAACAUGAAGAACCGCCCUUCAAGAGCAAACGCAGACGUUAG